GCUAGACACCAUAAACACGACAGCAAAUCUACUAAUCCAAUCCACCCACUUCAAACAGUUUUUUUUAAUCAAAGAAACUUGGACUUUAAAAGAUAAAUGAAAUGAAGCAUGUAGUCAGUUUGUUCGUGUUGCCAGCCCGAUCGGUCAUUUCGGGGUCUUUUUUAUAUUUGUCUGUGUUCUUUAUAUUCGGCUGGCAGUUAAGGUAGAGACCAUAUUCGCAGCGUGCAGAUACCAGCAUGUAAACGACAAUUUUAUUUUUUAAGUGAUAUUACGAUAGUGACAUUGAUUUCUCCAAAUUGCAGUUAUUUGUGCAGUGCGCUACAAACAGGCAACAUUGCAACAUUAUGGCCACAUCCAAAUCGAGGGCGGCGGUGGGACUUGCAGUCGCAGGAUCACUCGUGCUUGUUUUGGGGAUCGUCCUAGUGUUUGUGCGUCCUCUAAUAAUUGACGAUCAAAUAAUAAAGAAUGUGGAGAUCAACCCAAAGAAUGACUUGUCCUACACCAUGUGGAAAGACAUCCCUGUGCCAUUCUUCAUGUCGAUCUACUUCUUCAACAUCCUCAACCCUGAUGAGGUUCUGAAUGGGGAGAAACCAUUGGUGGAAGAGAGAGGCCCAUAUGUCUACAGGGAAUACCGUCAGAAGGAUAACAUAACAUUCCAUGCCAACCAGACCGUGUCAUACCGGGAGUAUCGGCGGUACCACUUUGUGAGGAACAUGUCUGUGGGCAGUGAGUCUGACGUGGUCACCAUCCCCAACAUGCUAGUGCUGGGUGCAGCAGUGAUGAUGGAGGACUUGUCACAGGAGUUACGCCGUUUUGUUAGCUCCGUCUUCAGUGCGUUCAAGGAGGAGGCCUUUCUCACUAAGCCAGUGGGUGAGCUGAUGUGGGGCUACGACAGCCGGCUGGUGCAGUUCCUUAACAAGUUCUUCCCGGGCAUGCUGCCUGCAUCUGGCAAGUUCGGCCUGUUUGCCGAGUUUAACAAUUCCAACACUGGACUUUUUACUGUGUUCACCGGCCAGGAUGACAUCAGAAAAGUCCACAAAGUUGAUUGGUGGAAUGGUCUCAAGGAGCUGAGCUACUGGAGGACCAAGCAGUGCAACAUGAUCAAUGGGACUGCUGGUCAGAUGUGGCCCCCCUUCAUGACCACGGACUCCACCCUGUCCUUCUACAGUCCCGAUGCCUGCCGGUCAAUGGAGCUGGUUUACCAAAGGCCAGGGGUCAUGCGGGGAAUUCCUGUCUAUCGCUUUGUGGCUCCCACGACUCUCUUUGCCAAUGGGUCAGACUACGCCCCGAACCAGGGCUUCUGCCCCUGCAGGCAGUCUGGUAUCCAGAACGUCAGCACAUGCAGACUCAAUGCUCCAGUGUUCAUCUCUCACCCGCACUUCUACAACGGGGACCCAGUCCUCCGCGACUUCGUUCUGGGGCUCGAUCCUUCAGAAGACAAGCAUGGCCUCUUCAUUGACAUCCAUCCGGAGACCGGCGUGCCGAUGAACGUAUCCAUCCGGCUGCAGCUCAGCCUGUACAUCAAAGCGGUGUCGGGCAUCAAGCAGACUGGCAAGAUUUCUGAAGUAGUGAUGCCCAUGAUCUGGUUUGAAGAGAAAGGGUACAUCGACGGCCCGGUGCUGACCACGUUCUACAGGAACCUGGUGCUGAUGCCGACCAUUCUGGAAUACGUCCAGUAUGUCCUCAUCGGCUUGGGCCUCCUUGCUCUCCUGGGGGCUGCUGUUCUGUGUUACUGGGAGAAGAGGUCUUUGAGACAAGGGAAAGGGACGUCUACAAAGCAGAAGGGCAAUGGGGACUGCGUAAAAGACAGGGUAAACGACCAGAGUGUGUUUGCGAGGCAGCCUGAAAAGUUUGUCUUGGCUGGCACAGAAACGCAGCUCUGAAGAGUUUGGUCCAUCUCACCCAGUUAAGGACCCGACCUCUUCUGCCACUGAAACGACUCCUCUGCUACAGAAUGGCCCAGACUGAGAACGACUUCCUCCCCAGGCUCCCUCACUCACCCCCACCUCACAGAUCCACAGCCCUGGCCUGCUCACCAGGGCAAAGAUUGCUGAAUUGCAUUUGGAGGCCUACCUACCCUGAAAGGCUGUAGGUUUUGGGUUCGUUCCAAGUACCUAACCCUUCCCUGAGUAGAUCACGUGCUUGUGAAGCGUGCAGGGUGUCGACGUUUUGGCACUUAUUUAAUCCUCAAGUAUUUGAGGAUUAUUAUUUUUAAUAUAUAUUUUUUUAUGCAGCAAUACUGAAACGUGUCUGGCUUAAACCCACAGCUGAUGGAAGAACUUUAGGCUCUCGGUGACUCCCUGACUGAUCCCACUCACAGCUUUUAAACAUUAGAAAGUGGAUCAAACCACACAGUGACUCACAGAAAUCCCACCCAAAGUGGUUUCAGAACCACCUCAUUUCUCCCAUUACUGCUCACAUUUGUUUACAUCUGGGGAAAAAAUAACAACAGUUGCUAUUUAAUUAUGUAGCAGUUAAAAAAAAAUCAUGAAAUACAAAAUAUUUAUGAAUAUGUUUGCAGUAUUAUGGUUUUGGAUUUUUUUUUUUCCUGAUUACCUCGUGCUUAGGAAAUAUGCAAUGUGUGAAUCAUGGCUUGUGAGGAUAUGUGUGGUGGCACAGAAACGUCGGCUAAUCUUUGGGGUUUAGUGCUCCUAAGAGACACCUGCGCCCUCUGGUGGUUGACUAAUGGAACCUUACGUGAUUUACUUUGAUAUGUGGCCCAGGUUCUUAAAUUUUGUUAAGGGAAUUUGGGAAGCAAUGAACUGUUGGAUAAUUGGUAAAGCAUUGCACAGGAAAAUUAUGAAAGCAUUAAUUGAAAUGCUUUUGAUGAGCAUUGUUUUUUUUUGCACUGCCUCCUUCAGAGUUUUGGUAAAUGGUUGUGUAAGGAAACCACAUUUGCCUCAUUAGAUGCCAGUUGAGCUGUUAAUGUGAAUGACAUGAAUGUUAUACUUCGGGCUUUUUCACUAGUGCCCACAUGAAGCACCUUUUAAUAACGGUUGUCGUAUAACUUCUGCACCUCUAUGCGACAUCCACAUAAAAAAUGUACUCAAUGUUAGGUUUACAUGCACUCAAAAUAAAAGGGUAAAUCAAA
Molecule: messenger RNA, 3091 nt
Organism: Paramormyrops kingsleyae
Lineage: Eukaryota; Metazoa; Chordata; Actinopteri; Osteoglossiformes; Mormyridae
Gene: scarb1
Product: scavenger receptor class B, member 1
Biological process (GO): cholesterol efflux; cholesterol import; plasma lipoprotein particle clearance
Cellular component (GO): caveola; cytoplasm
Molecular function (GO): low-density lipoprotein particle binding; lipid binding; scavenger receptor activity
Source: RefSeq, a predicted model, not a curated record